AUGCCAUCCAUUCGACCUAAAAAGAAGCUCAAGGCUCUGCAUUGGGACAAGGUCGACACUCCUCAAGUGACUGUUUGGGCUGGUCACGCACCGACUGCUGAGCAGAAGGAAGAAAAAUAUACUGAGCUUGCCAAGAAGGGUGUAUUGGAUGAGGUUGAGAGAUUGUUCAUGGCCAAAGAAACGAAGAUAUUCGGGGCUAGCACUGGUGCGAAGCAACGCGCGGCCAAGAAACAGAUUAUUUCGAACGAUCUGUCCAAGAACUUCCAGAUUGCUCUGUCCAAGUUCUCUCAAUACCCGGCCGAGGAGGUGACCCGCAUGAUCAUCCACUGUGACAAGGAGAUUCUGGAUAACAAUGUCGUUAUGGACUUCUUGCAAAGGGACGAAAUGUGCAAUAUACCAGAGAAUGUCGCCAAGCUUAUGGCACCAUAUAGUAUGGAUUGGACGGGCCCUGGUGCCGCUACUUCCGAUCGUGAACAAGAUCCCUCCGAGAUUACUCGUGAGGAUCAGAUCUAUCUCUACACUGCAUUUGAGCUAAAUCACUACUGGAAGGCAAGAAACAGAGCGCUUGCACUGACACGCACCUACGAACCAGAGUACGAGCACAUUUCAACAAAGCUAAAAGAAGUCGCACGAGUCAGCGAGUCCUUGCGGGACUCUGUCUCGUUGAUGAACGUGCUCGGUCUGAUUCUCGACAUUGGAAACUUCAUGAACGACGCCAACAAGCAGGCCCAAGGUUUCAAGCUGAGCUCUCUCGCCCGGCUGGGUAUGGUGAAAGACGACAAGAAUGAAACUACCUUUGCCGAUCUGGUCGAGCGUAUCGUGCGCAACCAGUACCCAGAGUGGGAGGGAUUCCUCGACGAGAUCAGCGGUGUCAUUGGCCUGCAGAAGGUUAAUGUCGAUCAGCUCCGCACUGACGCUAUCAAGUACAUUGGCAACAUUAAGAACGUACAGUCGAGCUUGGACGCUGGUAACCUGAGUGACCCUAAGAGGUUCCACCCUCAGGAUCGUGUCAGCCAAGUCGUCCAGCGAUCUAUGAAGGAUGCUAGACGGAAGGCUGAGCAGCUGCAGCUCUACCUGGAUGAGAUGGUGAAGGCUUAUGAUGAUAUCAUGGUCUUCUAUGGCGAAGACAACGCAGACGAGAAUGCUAGACGAGACUUCUUUGCUAAGUUGAGCUCGUUCUUGGUCGAGUGGAAGAAAUCCAGGGAGAAGAACACGGCUCUAGAAGAAUCCAGAAAGCGCACAGAAGCAUCCCUCGCCCGCAAGCGAAUCAAUGUCAACCUCGCCAACAACACUUCCACCGCAGAGACAGCGCAGUCGCCUGCUUCAAGUGGUGCCAUGGACUCGUUACUUGAGAAGUUGCGUGCUGCAGCACCUCAAGCCAAGGAUCAGCGAGACCGCCGCCGUCGUGCCCGUCUAAAGGAGCGUCAUAAUGUCCGCGUGACUUCCGGCUCCAAACCGCCUGAUUCGGGCGAGGCGGAAGAAGGCGUAAACGGAGCCGAAAACACAGCUAACGGCGAAAACAAUGACGAGAAUGGACUUCUCAGCCCUCCAACCACCGCGGAUGAAGAUGGAAAGCAGGAAGCUCAAGUGUCUGAAGGCGAAGAUGUUGCAGAUCGUGCCGCCAGCAUGCUGCUCGGUCUGAGAAGUAACUCUGAUUCAGGCGGUGGCGAGCGCCAGAGACGGAGAAGAGAGAGCGCAGAUGAAGAGCGUCGUAAUCGCCGCAUGAGACGCCGCAAUCCCGCUACAGGCGGAAGCAAAGAUAGCGCGGAUGGCUCUAGUGGUCUUGCUACCGUUCAAGAGCCUGCUUCUCCUUCGCAGACAGACUUGAUAAUCACGGACGACCAACAAUUGCCCAGCCCACCCAACGAGUCUCAGCCUCCGCCUUCAAUUAUCGUGUCGGAGCAAGGCGAUUCAUUAUCACAGGAUCCCUCGGUUGACGGUUCCUCCCCUCACAAACCAACUGAUUUGUCGGAUUGA
Penicillium mononematosum is the source of this 1977-nucleotide messenger RNA. RefSeq names its product formin homology family protein. NCBI's taxonomy places the organism in Eukaryota, Fungi, Ascomycota, Eurotiomycetes, Eurotiales, Aspergillaceae. The coding region runs from base 1 to 1977 and encodes 658 amino acids. The transcript has a single exon. The record is from RefSeq and is a predicted model, not a curated record. Gene Ontology annotation, cellular component: mating projection tip; cell division site. Gene Ontology annotation, biological process: barbed-end actin filament capping; actin filament bundle assembly; mitotic actomyosin contractile ring assembly.